ACUGGCACUGACUGCACUCUCUGUGACUGUCUUGCUUGGAUGAUGUAUUGUUGGAUCUCGUCGACGUCGUAGAUUAUCCAAAGUCGACGAGAGUGAUACCCCUAUCAUUUUGUUACUUGACCUGCCCGGCAGAGAAAUGACGCAGGCUGAAGAGAAGCCUGCAGGAUAAGUCAGCAGCCAGCAUCGCACGCAGUCAAAUAAAAACAAAGCACUAAACAGAGCAAGAAUGGUCUGAGCGACGUUCUACUGAAGUUCGCUCUUUGAGAGGAAGAGCCUAAGUCCAGAGAGAGAGUCAACUGUUCGGCAGCACCGUGUCUCCGCACACAAAUUCGGACGGAAAAGCGACACUGCAAGAGUUUGGCAUCACUCAGUCUCUGUCCGACGAGUACGUGACUGUACUCUGCUCUAUCAGUACCGGUACAGACAGUGUACUGCCAGAAGGCUCACCUAUUUCGUGGAGCUCCAUUUCUGAUAGAUACCUGGCAUUGCCAAUAAGGCAAUAUGGAUGCGAAUGGAACACGGACGGCUGCGCCUGUCACCAAGCGCAGUCGCAUACCUGUUCCCACGGCACCAACGCCCAGGAAAACUCCCGCCAAGUCAGGUGCAAAGUCGUCAGCCGAAGCCCAUUCGUCUUCCGCGGUCGCGGCGCCAACGACAAAACGCUGCCUGCGUGAUCAGAAUGGCAUUGGUCCUAGCCAACGCUCUCAGUCACGCUCGUCAACAGGGAAAACCCCUGUUAAGCCUGCAACUAAAAACAGCAGGCCAAUGGCUGCAGGACAGGAAGCUUCGGAGAUAUCUCAGACGCAAGCCAGUGUGGAAUUCAAGGCCGAUGAGAACGCUCUGCGCAGCAUCUUGGAUGGACAUGGCGUUUCGGCAAGCAGCCAGACCGGUGCCAGCGGUUUUAAAGGACCACGCUUGACUCUAGGGGGCAAAGUCACCCUAACAGCGAAUGAUCUGGGUAUCACUGAUGAUGAGCUGACAUGGCUGAAGCGUUCAUCGCUCUACUUCGGUCCCAUUGGGCCACACGAGAAAGCUGUAGAGAAGCCAUCAAAGGCACUGCGCGAUCUACGUCAGCAGCUGCACGACCAGGUGGGGGUGUCCCGAGGAUACGGUAAAACCACCCGCUCCAACACCAGCACCACCAGCACUUGUGUGGCAGGUGUGAAAAGUACCAACUCCACAUCUUCAUCCAGAACACCUUUCCGGCAGUCAGAGUAUAGGCGCACUACUACUACUACUACUACACCAUGUCGGCCGGCGGCUCGGCCCCACUCGCCCAGCACAACCGGUCAUAGGAGCACAGCAAGCACACGCACUCCGGGUAAGCAGCCACGUCAUUGCAGUAGCAGUAGCAGUAAUGUCGUCACCGGCACUGCUACCAAGAAGCCGGCAGCAGCAGAGCCGCAGCUGGACGUACAAUCUGUACUAAGACGGCCGGUGCAAACGCCACAUGGUCCGAUGGUGUCGGGCAGGCUGAUUGCUCCAACAUGUACAUCACAAGCUUACGACAGUAUGGCUUCGCCAAUGUUCUCGAGGUCUACAACCGGCGGCUUUUCGUGCUCUGGCGGUGCCUUCCCGCAACCUGCGCUGCAUCCGGCACACUCUUCGGCGUGCAAGCCCAUAGUACAACCUGCGCUGCAUCCGGCACACUCUUCGACGUGCACGCCCAUAGUAGCACGGCCACUGGAUGCACACCUUGUUCGCAGCGCUCGCCCUAUUCCCCAAACCACCUUGCCUCAGCAGCAGCGGCCGUAUGUGGAGAGCGCCGUGCCGUCUCGGCAGCGGGAUCAGGCGCCAGCUGCAGCAGUUGCUCCUCGGGCACUGCUGCUGCCCGCAAGUCAGCAGCACGCUCAGCAGCACGGCAUGUACACUCCGGCGGUCAGUACUGCCAGUGCAAGCGAUGUCGAUCACUUGUCACAUCAGAUUCUGCACCACUUACAUCAUCACCCUGUUGAGCCGCCUCGUCACGUCCAUCAAAUGCCGCUUCAGCAGCAACAGCAGUUCCAGCAAUUCCAGCAGCAGUCGCAGGGCCCAGGUGGUCCUAACCAGAUGCUGGGAGGACCGCCCAAGGUCUAUGAAGAUGGGAGUUACGCAUCACCAGUCUUCUCAAGGUCCAGACCUGCGGACUUUCCGGGCUCCAGUGGCGCCCUGCCACCUUCAGCUCUGCAUCCUUCUCAAUACUCGGCUCGUCCGCCCAUGAUAGCAUGGUCGUUGGAUACACAACAUGUCCGCAACGAUCAUGCGACUGCCCAAACUACUCUGCUUCAUCAGCCACCGGAGCAGCAUCAGCAGCACGUGUCAGCUGGGUUGCUACCUCAACAGUAUGAUCAGCGUUCGGCUUUUGUAGUUGCUCCUCAGAGUCAGUACCGUCCUCUGUCAGUGGGUGAACAACAGCGCGUGAGUGUGUGUGUUUCACCAUCGCUUCUACCACCUCGCAGUCCGCUGAUGUCCAGGGACGAUCCUGAGCUGGCUCACGUCAUGUCCAUACAGCGGACCAUGUCAUCACUGGCCGCCAGCAAUCCCACCGCCGCCACCGCUUGCUAUCCGCCUGGUCACCGCAGGUCCGAUCGUGACCUGGGCAACCCCUUGCUGUAUCAUCUUGAUAACCAGUUUAGUCCCAUCAAGCCAAGCCCUAGAGUUUCUCCAGUGUCCUUUCGUCGGCAAUGCUAGAGCUGCUUCGAAUAGCUGCUGUUUUCUUCCAAAGACCAUCUCCGGAAGCACGCAUAAAACUGGCUUUGUAGUGCCUCUUUGUUUGUUUUCUUCGCCAUUAACAAUAUUCCUCCCCCUCUCAUCCCUUAAAAAUAAUUUGCGGAGACAGAUCUUUUGAUUUUUUGUUUUAUAUCCUAGCCCCAGUGUGUGACUGCACGUGGUGUAUGCCUCAACGUCGUUCACGGCAUCAAAGUCUUAUAUCUUGCCAAUCGAUUCUGCUCGAUUUUUAUUUAGGUCUUCUCCUUUUAGCUAGUAGACAGUGUUCACCAUGCAGCUGCUGAGUUCAAGUGCUGCACUACCAUCGCCCAUGCUAACAUGUGCUUACUUCAAAGUAUUUUUCGUAUCUAUGUUUCCCCGUUAGGCAGCCGAACAUGUGAGGCUGCGUCACGCCGUAGCUUCACCCUUGAGUUCUGUUUACUUUCACUACCUUAUACUUGUAGAUGCUAUUUUGUGACUUUUAGCUGUUUUUGUUUUUAUCUGUUGAACUUCUUUUCUUUCGUUCUUGGCAUCUCUCGUUGUUCUCCUGUGGGUGUUAGUUCUGGUGUUGAGUGGUUUGUUUUUGCGUGCUCGAUCUGUCAGUCGCUGACUUGUGCUGUUGUAUGAUGGUGCAACGUCUGUCUUUGUUUUCACAUCAUGCCCUGCCUGCUUCUUCCUCUUGUGCCGCAAUUUCAUGGUGUUGGUGCAGUGGUUGCUGUAUGCUGACAGUAGUAGUCUGCCAGGCAGUAGUGGUGACAUUAGUUCUGAGAACGG
Sycon ciliatum is the source of this 3459-nucleotide messenger RNA. RefSeq names its product mucin-2-like. Lineage: Eukaryota; Metazoa; Porifera; Calcarea; Leucosolenida; Sycettidae. The transcript has 9 exons. Bases 502 to 2670 code for a protein of 722 amino acids. The record is from RefSeq and is a predicted model, not a curated record.